AAGAAGCUGGCGGCCGAGCCGGACCACACCGACGUGAGCUUGACGGCGGCGGAGCGCGUGCGGGCCCUCGGCAAGAUGGGCUGCAGCGUGGAGAUCAACGAGGAGAUCACGCCACACCGCUACUUCCGCUCCGGCGUCGAGAUGGAGCGUAUGGCCGCCGUGUACCUGGAGGAGGGCAGCCUGGAGAACGCCUACGUCCUCUACAACAAGUUCAUCACGUGAGGAGAGAGCGUACCCACUGGGCACACACGGGUUGAAUCAACGUUGUUUCCACGUCAUUUCAAUGAAAUUGCAUUGAACCAACGUGGAAUAGACGUUGAAUUGACAACUGUGGCAGACUAGACUAGGGCCAGUGAUAGAGUAAUAUUAACAUUCCUUUGGGCUAUGUCCAAUGUACUAAUGGCAGGUCAAGUACUUGACUGAUGAUUCAUAGAAAUAAAAAUGUAUUUGUCACAUGCGCCGAAUACAACCGGUGUAGACUUUACUGUGAAAUGCUUACUUAUGAGCCCUUUCCCAACGAUGCAGAGUAUUAUAUAAAAAAUAAUAAUAACGGUAACACAAAAGGAAUGAAAUACACAAGGAUGAAGCUAAAUACAGGCUGUAUCAGUACCAUAUCACUGCGGGGGUACGAGGUCAUUGUGGAAGAUAUGUAGAUAGUAGGCAGGGGUAAAGUGACUAGGCUACAGGAGGAGGUGGAGUCUUCAUAAACUAUAAUCUGUCUUACCACCUCUCUGUUGUGUCAGUCUGUUUGUAGAGAAACUCCCCAGCCAUCCAGACUACCGGGAGUGCAGCGUACCAGAGAAGCAGGUGAUAAUGAAGGUAAACCCUUGGCAUGCUGUGUUGGGGGACCCCCGUGGUGCUCAGCCCUGCAGAGAGCUCAUUGAAGUGGAGAGAGGGGUGGAGGGAUAGAGAGAGGGGUGGAGGGAUAGAGAGAGGGGUGGAGGGAAAGAGAGAGGGGUGGUACGAGGGCCCUGUCUGUCUGCCUGAGUGGUAGGCUACUUAGUGGGUGGAUUCAGGUCUGCUUUGAUUUAAGUGAGGUAUGUUUACAGUAAGAGAUAGCAAGGUCAGCUCAGGGACAGCACCAGUCUAGAAAAGGUUGUAGAUUACCUUCUGGUGACGGACAAUAGAAGCGACACUAAAAUCUAUUAAGAGCUUUGAAAUGGUAGAUGAAUGUCUUAAAGUAGUGAUUCAGCCCUCUCGGACUUACCGUUUAAGCUGCAAAUUACCACUGCUAACGAAAGGAAGUGUUUCCCUGCCUGCACUCACACAGAUGUCCUUGUCCCGUUAUCUGUUGGAUCUUAUUCUCAGAAAUUGCAAGAUGUCGCAUUUCCGCGGAAAGAUCAGUUGAAGAAGCUCCUCCAUGAGAAGUUCAACAAGGAACAUGCAGAGUAUCUUAUGAGUCAGGUAAGGUUUAACACCCAAACCUUUCAUUACAUUCAGACAGAUUAUUUAGGAGGCUGGCUGGAAGCCCUAUUUGUGCUAGUGUGCAGCACCUGUUCAUAUUAGUUGGAUACAGUGUGGUAUUUGGAUCACUUUUUGACGAAUGGGAAUACUUCCAUGCAGCACGUUGUAGUUUAUGGUAAGUAGUGAUGAGAAGUGUUUCGGAGUAAGAUCAUGUAUAUCAACAAAUGGGACUAACAUUGAAAUGGCACAGAUCUGUGUGCACAUGCGUGUUCAUGCGUGCACUCGUGUGUGUGUGUGUGUGUGUGUGUGUGUGUGUGUGUGCGCGCAGAGCCAGGCGGUGGUGGCUGAUGGCUGCAGCCAGCAGCUGCAGAGGACGUCUCUAGUAGAGCAGGAGAAGCAGAGGGUGGAGCAGCUGCGCAGGAUGCAGAUCGAGUCGGAGCAGUUCCGCUACUUCGAGGACCAACUGCGCAGGCAGGAGCUGGCCAAUCGCAGAGACGAGGUGGUCGCUAAAGUGCCUGAACAAACGGACGGGUCCUGUCUGUCCCACUCCUCCAAGAACUAUGUUAGUCUCGACCCAAACCGCAAUCAACCUCCUCUCUCCGGCAGCAAGCCAGCAGCUACACUGGCUGGCGUACAUAGUGAGUGUCCUGUUUCCAUUAGAAUUUAACAUCUAGGUUCUAUAUUUUAGAUUGAAUGAUUGUUACUCAAACAAUCCAUUAGUUAGGUAAUAUGGGGAAGUCAAUAAUGAGUUACAUUAAUAGUUACUGUGUAUAUUUAAGCUGGCUAGUAUAUUAACUGUUGAUGUAUUUGUAGUCUGUAUAUGUGCUGCAUGAGUCACGCUGUUUGACAUCCUGUUAUUGUGUGUGUGCACAUCUGUACAGCUCAACGGGUUGAGGGCCUGAGGCGGGUCGUCAUUCCUAGAGACCUGACCUACAAGUUCUUGCUGCUAGCCGACAGCAACACAGCCAGGGGUAUAGAGACGUGUGGGGUCCUCUGUGGAAAACUGGUAAGACAUGCUCAAAUCUACUGUAUGCAAACAUUUAUCCAUUUUAUUUAUAGACAAACUGCCAGUUUAUUGGGGAAAGUGAAACAUCCCAGCUUACUGAUUACUGUGUCUAAGCGUACAACAGGAGUCACCAUUUGUACUCGUGCCAUCUGCAAACAAUAGUUCUGUGAAGGAGGAGAGAGGGAGGUUGCCAAUGUAAGGUGUUCAAAGUUCAAGACUAGUAUUUGAAGUCGAUUGUACUUCCUACAUUAUUUGCUUCAGAUUGCUGUGUGUAGGUGGGUGUGCCAAAUCCUGCAAAAUAGCAAUAACAGUACUUCAGUGCCACCAGACUUAUGAGCAGUUAUUAGCAACUGUUGUGCAUUGUAAUGAAUUAGCUCAUACGCUGUUAUAAACACACUUCUAAUGCCGUAUGAAGGUAUUCAUAGGAAGUGUUACCUUUCGUCUCUUCCAGACUCAAAAUGAGUUCCUGCUGACCCAUUUGGUGGUUCCCAAGCAGUCAGCCGGCCCAGACUACUGUGAUAUGGAGAACGUAGAGGAGCUCUUCAGUUUCCAGGAUCACCACAAUCUGCUGACUCUGGGCUGGAUCCAUGUGAGUGUACAUUACACACACCCAUGCACACACAAACGCCUACACACAAAUUAAGGUAAUGCGCUGUCCAUUCAGCCUGAAAGCAACCAUUCAAUCAAUCACAUUUAUUUAUAGAGGCCUUUUUACAACAGCAGUUGUCACAAAGUGCUUAUACAGAAACCGAACCUAAAACACCAGAGCGCAAGCAAUACAGAUGUAGAGGCACACUGGCUAGGAAAAACUCAUUAGAAAGGCAGGAACCUAGGAAGAAACCUAGAGAGGAACCAGGCUUUGAGGGGUGGCCAGUCCUCUUCUGUCUGUGCCGGGUGGAGAUUAGCAGAGGCUGAUCUUUUAUUUGGAUAAUAUCACCAUAGAAACCAGGCCCUCUGGUUCAGAUGUCACAGUUAUUCAUAGCCCUGCCAGUCACCUUCAGAGAAUGCACUAGAUUCUGUACCUCUUUAAUGUAAACCUUGGUUUUAUGGUUUGCAUCCCCUAACAUGGGAGUUGUACAGGGGAGGGACACAGUGAAAUGUACAAAUGUAGGAUCUUAAUUUGAGGCAGUUUGCUACAGCAGGAAAAUAAUCCUGCAACAACCGGAAAUGUGAAUAAUUAUGUGGAUAAUAAUUAAUGAAAAUGUUUGCAGGGUUGAUACAUUUUUCGUUAUGGCAAAUUAAGUAGAAAUUACAAACUUUAGAAGUCUUUUUAAAACUCAAAUACACUACAAGUUUGCAUUUCCUGCUGUGCAGCAACAAGAGUGAUCAAAUUAAGAUCCUACAUCUGUAGUUCCACCGAUUUAUGGGAAAUAAACCUAUUCUGUAAAUAUCAAAUAUAAUUCACCUAACAGAAAAUGACAUUUUUUCCAUUAUCUCCUCUGCCUGUUGCUCUCCUCUCCUCUGCCCUUAGACCCACCCCACCCAGACGGCCUUCCUGUCCAGUGUAGACCUGCAUACACACGGCUCCUACCAGCUCAUGCUGCCUGAAGCCAUCGCCAUCGUCUGCUCGCCCAAACACAACGAGUGAGUCUCUGUCCCUGUCCGCUAGAAUGAGUAGGCCUACUGAUGCUAACGCCAAAGAAAACCAAUCCACUAAGAUAUGCAAUGUGGGCGGUAUUGACUCAAUGGCGCCGGAGAAGAUGGCUGCCGUUUUACAGCCCUCUAACCAAUUGUACUAUUAUGUGUGUUUUUUCACGUUAUUUGUAAUUUAUUCUGUACAUAAUGUUUCUGCCAUCGUCUCUUACAACCAAAAAGAGCUUCUGAAUAUCAGAACAGCGAUUACUCACCUCGUAUUGGACGAAGAUUUGUUCUUCAAAGAGUCGGACGCAAAGGAUAUCCUACAGACACCCGACAAGGCCCAAAUCCCCGUCAUUCGCAGGAGAAAGAGACGGAGAUAUCGUGGACGUAGGUCGGGGUGCCUCGUAAGGAUCCGACGGCGAGCGAGUAAACUGCCUCUUCCAUCAAUCUUCAAUCAUUGGAAAAUAAAUUAGAUGACCUAAGAGUACGGUUAUCCUACCAACGGGACAUUAAAAACUGUAAUAUCUUAUGUUUCACCGCGUUGUGGCUGAACGACGACAUGGACAACAUACAGCUAGCGGGCUAUACGCUACAUUGGCAGGAUAGAACGGCUGACUCCGGUAAGACAAGGGGUGGCGGUCUAUGUAUAUUUGUAAACAACAGCUGGUGUACAAAAUCAAAUACUAAGGAAGUCUCGAGGUUUUGCUCGCCUGAGAUAGAGUAUCUUAUGAUAAGCUGUAGACCACACUAUUUACCAAGAGAGUUUUCAUUUAUAUUUUUCAUAGCUGUCUAUUUACCACCACAAACCAAUGCUGGCAUUAAGAUUGCACUCAAUGAGCUGUAUAAGGCCAUAACUAAACAGGAAAACGCUCAUCCAGAGGCAGCACUCCUAGUGGCCGGGGACUUUAAUGCAGGGAAACUCAAAUCUGUUCUACCUAAUUUCUACCUGCGUGUUAAAUGUGCAACCAGAGGAAGAAAAAAAAACUCUAGACCACCUUUACUCCACACACAGAGACGCAUACAAAGCUCUCCCUCGCCCUCCAUUUGGCAAAUCUGACCAUAACUCUAUCCUCCUGAUUCCUGCUUAUAAGCAAAAACUAAAGCAGGAAGCACCAGUGACUCGGUUAAUAAAAAAGUGGUCAGAUGACGCAGAUGCUAUGCUACAGGACUGUUUUGCUAGCACAGACUGGAACAUGUUCCGGGAUUCUUCAGAUAGCAUUGAGGAGUACACCACGUCACUGGCUUCAUCAAUAAGUGCAUCGAUGACGUCGUCCCCACAGUGACCGUACGUACAUACGCCAACCAGAAGCCAUGGAUUACAGGCAACAUCCGCACUGAGCUAAAGGGUAGAGCUGUCGCUUUCAAGGAGCGGGACUCUAACCCGGAUGCUUAUAAGAAAUCCCGCUAUGCCCUCCGACGAACCAUUAAACAGGCAAAGAGUCAAUACAGGACUAAGAUUGAAUCGUACUACACCUGCUCUGACGCUCGUUGGAUGUGGCAGGGCUUGAAAACUAUUACAGACUACAAAGGGAAGCACAGCUGCGAGCUGCCCAGUGACACAAGCCUACCAGAUGAGCUAAACCACUUCUAUGCUCGCUUCGAGGCAAGCAACACUGAAGCAUGCAUGAGAGCACCAGCUGUUCCGGAUGACUGUGAUCACGCUCUCCGUAGCCGAUGUGAGUAAGGCUUUUAAGCAGGUCAACAUUCACAAGGCCGCAGGGCCAGACGGAUUACCAGGACGUGUAUUCCGAGCAUGUGCUGACCAACUGGCAAGUGUCUUCACCGACAUUUUCAACAUGUCCCUGACUGAGUCUGUAAUACCAACAUGUUUCAAGCAGACCACCAUAGUCCCCGUGCCCAAGGACACUAAGAUAACCUGCCUAAAUGAUUACCGACCCGUAGCACUGACGUCUGUAGCCAUGAAGUGCUUUGAAAGGCUGGUCAUGGCUCACAUCAACAGCAUUAUCCCAGAAACCCUAGACCCACUCCAAUGUGCAUACUGCCCCAACAGAUCCAGAGAUUAUGCAAUCUCUAUUGCACUCCACACUGCCCUUUCCCACCUGGACAAGAGGAACACCUACGUGAGAAUGAUAUUCAUUGACUACAGCUCAGAGUUCAAUACCAUAGUGCCCUCAAAGCUCAUCACUAAGUUAAGGAUCCUGGGACUAAACACCUCCCUCUGCAACUGGAUCCUGGACUUCCUGACGGGCCGCCCCCAGGUGGUAAGGGUAGGUAACAACACAUCUGCCACGCUGAUCCUCAACACGGGGGCCCCUCAGGGGUGCGUGCUCAGUCCCCUCCUGUACUCCCUGUUCACCCAUGACUGCAUGGCCAGGCACGACUCCAAUACCAUCAUUAAGUUUGCCGACGACACAACAGUGGUAGGCCUGAUCACCGACAAUGAUGAGACAGCCUAUAGGGAGGAGGUCAGAGACCUGGCCGUGUGGUGCCAGGAUAACAACCUCUCCCUCAACGUGACAAAGACAAAGGAGAUGAUUGUGGACUACAGGAGAAAAAAAAAGAGGACUGAGCACGCCCCCAUUCUCAUCGACAGGGCUGUAGUGGAACAGAUUGAGAGCUUCAAGUUCCUUGGUGUCCACAUCACCAACAAACUAUCAUGGACCAAACACACCAAGACAGUCGUGAAGAGGACACAACAAAGCCGAUUUAGCAUGGGUCCUCAGAUCCUCAAAGUUCUACAGCUGCACCAUCGAGAGCAUCCUGACUGGUUGCAUCACCGCCUGGUAUGGCAACUGCUCGGCAUCUGACCGCAAGGCACUACAGAGGGUAGUGCGUACGGCCCAGUACAUCACUGGGGCCAAGCUUCCUGCCAUCCAGGACCUCUAUAGCAGGCGGUGUCAGAGGAAGGCCCUCAAAAUUGUCAUAGACUGUUCUCUCUGCUACCACACGGCAAGCGGUACCGGAGCGCCAAGUCUAGGUCCAAAAGGCUUCUCAACAGCUUCUACCCCCAAGCCAUAAGACUUCUGAAUAGCUAAUCAUGGCUACCCUGACUAUUUGCACUGCACCCCCACCCCAUCUUUCUACGCUGCUGCUACUCUGUUAAUUAUUUAUGCAUAGUCACUUUAACUCUACCCACAUGUACAUAUUACCUCAACUAGCCGGUGCCCCCGCACAUUGACUCUGCACUGGUACCCCUCUGUAUAUAGCCUCCCUAAUGUUAUUUUAUUUUACUUCUGCUCUUUUUUUCUCAACACUUUUUUGUUUUAUUUUACUUUUUUAUUAAUAAAUAAAUGCAUAGUUGGUUAAGGGCUGUAAGUAAGCAUUUCAUGGUAAUGUCUACACCUGUUGAAUUUGGCGCAUGUGGCAAAUAAAAUUUGAUUUGAUCAAAUCGUUUAUUCAGUAGGGAGCAAUGUUAUAGGGAGUUAGAAAUGCGUGAUGUAGAACCGACAUGAUGAUUCUCUGUGACAUGGAAUAAUGAGUCGUGUCAGUUCUACAGUCGUGGUCAAAAGUUUUGAGAAUGACACAAGUAUUGGUCUUCACAAAGUUUGCUGCUUCAGUGUUUUUAGAUAUUUUUGUCAGAUGUUACUAUGGUAUACUGAAGUAUAAUUACAAGCAUUCCAUAAGUGUCAAAGGCUUUUAUUGACAAUUACAUUAAGUCUAUGCAAAGAGUCAAUAUUUGCAGUGUUGACCCUUCUUUUUCAAGACCUCUGCAAUCCGCCCUGGCAUGCUGUCAAUUAAUUUCUGGGCCACAUCCUGACUGAUGGCAGCCCAUUCUUGCAUAAGUUUGUCAGAAUUUGUUGGUUUUUGUUUGUCCACCCGCCUCUUGAGGAUUGACCACAAGUUCUCAAUGGGAUUAAGGUCUGGGGAGUUUCCUGGCCAUGGACCCAAAAUGUUGAUGUUUUGUUCCCUGAGCGACUUAGUUAUCACUUUUGUCUUAUGGCAAGGUGCUCCAUCAUGCUGGAAAAGGCAUUGUUCGUCACCAAACUGUUCUUGGAUGGUUGGGAGAAGUUGCUCUCGGAGGAUGUGUUGGUACCAUUCUUUAUUCAUGGUUGUGUUCUUAGGCAAAAUUGUGAGUGAGCCCACUCCCUUGGCUGAGAAGUAACCCCACACAUGAAUGGUCUCAGGAUGCUUUACUGUUGGCAUGACACAGGACUGAUGGUAGCGCUCACCUUGUCUUCUCCGGACAAACUUUUUUCUGGAUGCCCCAAACAAUUGGAAAGGGGAUUCAUCAGAGAAAAUGACUUUACCCCAGUCCUCAGCAGUCCAAUCCAUGUACCUUUUGCAGAAUAUCAGUCUGUCCCUGAUGUUUUUCCUGGAGAGAAGUGGCUUCCUCGCUGCCCUUCUUGACACCAGGCCAUCCUCCAAAAGUCUUCGCAUCACUGUGCGUGCAGAUGCACUCACACCUGCCUGCUGAGCAAGCUCAGCACUGGUGGUGCCCCGAUCCUGCACCUGAAUCAACUUUAGGAGACGGUCCUGGCGCUUGCUGGACUUUCUUGGGCGCCCUGAAGCCUUCUUCACAACAAUUGAACCUCUCUCCUUGAAGUUCUUGAUGAUCCGAUAAAUGGUUGAUUUAGGUGCAAUCUUACUAGCAGCAAUAUCCUUGCCUGUGAAGCCCUUUUUGUGCAAAGCAAUGAUGACGGCACGUGUUUCCUUGCAGGUAACCAUGGUUAACAGAGGAAGAACAAUUAGUUCAAGCACCACCCUCCUUUUUAAAGCUGUUAUUCUAACUCAAUCAGCAUGACAGAGUGAUCUCCAGCCUUGUCCUCGUCAACACUCUCACCUAUGUUAACGAGAGAAUCACUGACAUGAUGUCAGCUGGUCCUUUUGUGGCAGGGCUGAAAUGCAGUGGAAAUGUUUUUUUGGGGAUUAAGUUAAUUUUCAUGGCAAAGAGGGACUUUGCAAUUAAUUGCAAUUCAUCUGAUCACUCUUCAUGGUCCUCUGUAGCUCAAUUGGUAGAGCAUGGUGCUUGUAACGCCAGGGUAGUGGGUUCGAUCCCCGGGACCACCCAUACGUAAAAAUGUAUGCACACAUGACUGUAAGUCGCUUUGGAUAAAAGCAUCUGCUAAAUGGCUUAUUAUUAUUAUUAUUAUUAUUAUUAUUAUUGUUCUGGAGUAUAUGCAAAUUGCCAUCAUAAAAACUGAGGCAGCAAACUUUUGACCACGACUGUAUACUUAACAUCUUUAUCUGAUUCUCUAAAUGUUCCACCCCACUGAACGAGCCUCGGGCAUAAGCUCAGCUCUCAGAUGACUAACCUAUGUUGGCUUUACGGUUCCUUAGCUGGAAGACGAUCUACUUUUACUAGACGGACUUCCUUUGGCCAUGAGAGCAUUGUAUGAACGAGGCCUGUGUCUGUGAUCUGUGUGUUGCAGUACGGGGGUGUUCAGACUCACCAGCUCUGGGAUGGGGGAGGUAGCCGGCUGCAGACUGAAGGGCUUUCACCCACACUCCAAGGACCCGCCGCUCUUCAGCGUAAGUCAUACACACAGACAUCCUCCCUGCAGACAGAGAGGCAGCCUCCCUCUUAUUCAGCACAGGCACGAAUAGAGCUUGUGUGUGUGUGUGUGUGUGUGUGUGUUCACAUGUCAUUCUAUUCUUAGUUGUGCUUCUCCACUUGUGCGGUGAGUUGACCUGAGAAGUUAAACGAGUUCUUUUCUAUUUUCAGAUCUGUAGGCAUGUUGUUAUAAAGGACUGGAAAACAACAGUGCUGGACCUCAGGUGACAGAGUGGAGGAAGACAAGACACUCUCCUCCUCCCCAUCACAAACUGGAUCUCCUAUUUAUAUCUUUGUUUACGAUGAAAGCUUUUGUAUUUAUUUAAUUUUUUUUAAUGAGGUACUGUCAAUUGAAACUGCUUUGCAACACAUAGUGAUGAAUUGUUCUAAUGGUGUUGUUUUAUCAACCCUUUAUCCUAAAGUAUGGGUUUUUUGAUAGCUUAACUUGUCAGUUUGGCUGAGUGGAGUUUUUGAGCCAGUUCUGCUUGUCAGAUUUGAUGUGGAAUUCUCCAGAGAGAACUACUUUAGCAUGCAGGCCUGCUGUAAAUGGCCUGAGGUGUUUCAGUUUGAGAACUGGCUAAAGUGUGUGUGCAAGUGCACGUGUAUGUGUUAUGUGAAUGAUAGUCUCCCAUGAAGGAAUCCUUACCAUGAAUUUUCCUGGUACAGGAGACUACAGAAAAUACUUGUAAGACACAAUUAUACAGCAUUUGCACAAUUGAUUACAUAUGCAGAGAUUUGCCGAACAAACAAAACAAAUUGAUUUCUUAAAUAUAAAAUUGACUGAUUUUAAUUGUGAUGGCUCUGUGGUUUAGGAAGUUGUUUAGUCUUUGUUAAAAUGAUGAAUUUUGGCCAGUUGGAUAUUAGCCUUGACAUCUUUGCAUUAUUUGUGAGACUUGAUUUAUCUUGAAGUGUUGACCAAAAAAAGAAAAGAACCAUAACUGAAUUCUUAUUAAAAGUAGCCCAUCGAGGUGGCAUGUCUUGUGCGGGGAGGAACAAACCAAAGUGCUCAGAGAAUUGUAAGCAAAGACGCCUUAAAGGAACAGUAGCCUUUUGCCAUCCCAAAGGGCCUUCACUACACAGAGCUCAGGUAUCGGCUCACUUUCCACCCCCAUGAAGCAUUUAAGUAGCCUGGUCCCAGACCUGUUUGU
This is a messenger RNA of Coregonus sp. 'balchen', 10588 nucleotides long. The record is from the annotation of a GenBank genome assembly. Lineage: Eukaryota; Metazoa; Chordata; Actinopteri; Salmoniformes; Salmonidae.